Myotis myotis is the source of this 2077-nucleotide messenger RNA. It is a transcript of the gene NIPSNAP2, whose product is annotated as nipsnap homolog 2. The record is from RefSeq and is a predicted model, not a curated record. The coding region runs from base 16 to 984 and encodes 322 amino acids. Gene Ontology annotation, cellular component: mitochondrion. NCBI's taxonomy places the organism in Eukaryota, Metazoa, Chordata, Mammalia, Chiroptera, Vespertilionidae. The transcript has 7 exons.
UGUGGAAAAGGCAAUAUGUAUUUACAUGGCACAAAAUUUCAAAGGUAUGCGGGGAGAAGCCUGCCUCCCACCUCUGUCCCCCAGGCCCUGGAGUCCCAGCAACACUGUCAGCCUUUUCCUUCCAGCCUUGCCCACGGUCCUGUGCGCACUCCUUUCGCGGGAGAUCGCUGGUUCUUCUCGGGCUUCUGGCUCCUUUCUCGUGGCCGCCGGGCUUCCCCGCGCCGGGACGCACUGCGCACCGGGCCGCCGCGGCGCGCGCCUGCGCCCCCUGGCGGCCGUGCCCCGCGCAGCAGCGGCCGCGCGCCCCGCCCCGGCCGCCGCGGGCCUAGCCGAGGGAGGGGUCGCGGAGGCGGCCGCGGCGUCAGCGGCGGCCCGAGCGGUGGGAGCCACGGCGCCGGAGCAACAUGGCGGCGCGAGUGCUGCACGCCCGCGGAGCGGCCUCCGCCGGCGGCCUCCUACAGCGGGCGGCCCCCUGCAGCCUCCUGCCCGGGCUCCGUCCACCUCUGGAGGUAUGAAGGAGGCUAUCCCGCCCUCACGGAGGUCAUGAAUAAACUCAGAGAAAAUCAGGAAUUUUUGCAUUUCCGGAAGGCAAGAAGCAACAUGCUUCUUUCCAGGAAGAACCAGCUGCUAUUAGAAUUCAGUUUCUGGAAUGAGCCUGUUCCACGGCCAGGACCUAAUAUAUAUGAACUCAGGUCUUACCAGCUUCGACCAGGAACUAUGAUUGAAUGGGGCAAUUACUGGGCUCGUGCGAUUCGCUUCAGACAGGACGGUGAUGAAGCUGUUGGAGGAUUCUUCUCUCAGAUUGGACAGUUAUACAUGGUGCAUCAUCUUUGGGCUUACAAGGACCUUCAGACAAGGGAAGAUAUACGGAACGCAGCAUGGCAUAAACAUGGCUGGGAAGAAUUGGUGUAUUAUACAGUUCCACUUAUUCAGGAAAUGGAAUCCAGAAUCAUGAUCCCACAGAAGACCUCUCCCCUCCAGUAGAGCUGCAGAGUUUAGAUGUGCCUACAUAAAUUCAUGUGACAAGUAUUUGUCAUAAAUUAAUUUUAACUGUAUAUCAAGUGAAAAACACUGAAGUGUAAACUGCUGUAUAUAGCUUAUGAGAGAUCCCUUUUCUUUAAAAUUUAUGUAAGUCUAAGAAAAGGAAACUUACAGUUUGAUUGUAACAGUGCUCUGUAGUCCUCUUUGAAACACCCCUGUGUUUGUUGAAUAAACCUGGUAAUACUGAACCAUCUUUCCCACCCUCCGGGAAAAGAGGGCCCAAAUUAAAAAUUUGAAUCCUCUCUAAAUAAGAAUCUAACCAUGAAAAAAAUAUUAAUCAUUUCUUUUAAAAAGCAAAUCUGUCUUAUAGUUACAGAUUUUUAGACAAAUUUCUUGUAUCAGGAAGAAAUACAAAUUUUGUCAUGUUUCUCUGGCAGUUUUUUUGAGUCUCAGACUAGGAACAAAUUAUGAGUAAACCCAAUCUGACUGUUUUCGUUCACUCCCAUUUUCAAUCAGUCGGCAUAGUGAAUGUCGUCACUAAGAUGAUCACGCUGCCAGGGUACAUUGAGGCUGAUUCAGUCCUUGCACAGCGUGAGGUGAUGUCUCUAUAUGAGAGGGGAAAUGGCUUGAACCUGUAUAUCAUGUGAUUUUGAAAUGGACACCUUGAAUAGUACUAAUUUUUAUUUGUAAUAUUUUUCUAUAACAAAAUGAGAAGCACUUGAGAAAGGUUUUAUUUUAUAAACAAUCAUUCAUGACCUCAGACAUUGUCCAUUCAUAUUCUAGUAAGGUCACAGCAGAUACUUCCACAAUCAUGCAUGAGGAGUGGUGUGUGCUGAGAUUUCAGUUGGCAUAAAGCUGCAUACUUGUCUAGCUCUGUUUGAUUUCUGAUUUCGUUUUUUAAUAUAGUGUGCCAGUUUUGUGACUGUAAUCAUGUAAAAGUCCUCUUGAAAUGAAAAAUUGUCUGAUCCCCAAAUUAAGUAAUUUAUGUGUAAAAUAAAGUGUGAAUAAAUCUCAUAUCAAAUUUCAAACUUUUACAUGUGAAUGAUUUUCUCCAAGAACAUAUAAAAGUCAAUAAAAUUCUCUGACUUUUCACAUA